Molecule: messenger RNA, 1178 nt
Organism: Drosophila ficusphila
Lineage: Eukaryota; Metazoa; Arthropoda; Insecta; Diptera; Drosophilidae
Gene: Rab27
Product: ras-related protein Rab-27A
Exons: 3
Coding region: 381-1070 (229 amino acids)
Biological process (GO): melanosome transport; positive regulation of exocytosis
Cellular component (GO): melanosome; secretory granule
Molecular function (GO): GTPase activity; GTP binding
Source: RefSeq, a predicted model, not a curated record
UGCAUGGCAACAGGUCGUGCGCCGCAUCGCCCGCAGGAUCCUUAGCGUCCGCAUCUGCAAUCGUAUCCUCGGAUUCCUCGGAGACUGACUGAACUCGCGCCUUAGGCAAGCCCACACUGCUUAUUUUCGUUUUGGCAGUUGGGAUACGCAAUUAGGGGAAUUCCCGUGCAGGCGGGGGGAUUUGCGCGGGCUAAAAAAAAACCGCCCAAUCCUCUUAGCAUCCUUUAAGCGCCAAAUCAAAAGGAAACGUCUCGAGCGCCAAAGUGAAAGACAGGCGUCAGAGCGGAAAUGCGUGCCGCGCUUCUGCAAUUAGCCGGAUCCGAUGAACAGGCGGACAGGAUGCUCCUGCUGUCCUGAACGAACCCGCUUAGAAACACAGAAUGACGAGUACCAACAUCGACUACGACUACCUGCUUAAGUUCCUAGUCCUCGGCGACUCUGGAGUGGGGAAGACUUGCCUGCUCUACCAAUACACGGAUGGCCGUUUCCACACUCAGUUUAUCUCCACCGUGGGCAUUGACUUCCGCGAGAAGCGGCUGCUGUACAACUCCCGCGGACGUCGCCAUCGCAUCCACUUGCAGAUCUGGGACACUGCUGGUCAGGAGCGCUUCCGCUCGCUGACUACCGCAUUUUACCGCGACGCCAUGGGCUUCCUACUUAUUUUUGACCUGACCAGCGAGAAGAGCUUCCUGGAGACGGCCAACUGGCUGUCGCAGCUGCGGACGCAUGCCUACUCGGAGGAUCCGGACGUGGUGCUCUGCGGCAACAAGUGCGAUCUUCUGCAACUCCGCGUGGUGAGCCGCGACCAAGUGGCGGCCCUAUGCCGACGCUACCGAUUACCCUACAUUGAGACGAGUGCCUGCACCGGCGCCAAUGUCAAGGAGGCCGUCGAGCUGCUGGUGGGUCGCGUCAUGGAGCGGAUCGAGAAUGCGGCCUGCAACCGGGAGUUCUCCCUGCUGCUCACCCAGUCGCGCUGCCUGCCGAACAUCGCCUAUGGGCAACCGGAGCAGCUGCGUCUCCAUGACCGGACGGAAGAGCGCUCUCCGCGGCGGAAUUGUCGCAACUGCUAAGUCCGGAGCCCCAAACCCUCUGUUUCUCAUUCCUUCCACUUCAAUAUUGACUCUUGUUUCCAGGUCUAAGUGUGUUUCGCUGUAAAUAAAUGUUGAUUGUUAAGUAAA